GGAAAAAAAAUCUUGGCCGACGUGUCGUACGCUCAGCCGCUAGCCCGCUAACACCGGGGAAAUAUAGUUUUAUCACCGGUAAAUCGAAGCGGAUAGCCAUGGGGGGAGCCCAGAGCGUAGAGAUUCCAGGCGGAGGCUCGGAGGGAUACCAUGUCCUCAGGGUUCAGGAGAAUUCGCCUGGCCACCGAGCAGGGCUGGAGCCCUUCUUUGACUUCAUCGUUUCCAUCAACAAUACAAGGCUGAACAAAGACAACGACACACUGAAGGACCUCCUGAAGGCUAACGUGGAGAAGCCAGUGAAGAUGUUAGUGUACAGCAGCAAGACGCUGGAGCUGAGGGAAACCACGGUCACCCCUAGCAACAUGUGGGGAGGUCAGGGGCUUCUAGGUGUCAGCAUUCGCUUCUGCAGCUUCGAGGGAGCCAAUGAGAACGUCUGGCAUGUCUUGGAAGUGGAGCCUAAUUCUCCUGCUGCUUUAGCUGGUUUGAGGCCGCACACAGACUACAUCAUUGGGGCAGACACGGUCAUGAAUGAGUCUGAGGACCUGUUCUCGCUGAUCGAGACCCACGAGGGCAAGGGACUGAAGCUCUACGUCUACAACACCGACACGGACAACUGCCGAGAGGUGGUCAUCACUCCCAACAGUGCCUGGGGUGGAGAGGGCAGCCUGGGCUGUGGUAUAGGCUACGGCUACCUGCACAGAAUCCCCACACGGCCCUUCGAAGAGGGCAAAAAGAUCAGCUUCCCAGGUCACGUCCCCACCGAACCAUCGAGCCCGUUGAAGGACGGCUUCACGGAGGUGCAGCUCUCGGCUGUGAGCCCUCCCCCAGCCGCUGCUCCCGCCCCUACCGGCCUAGAGGAUAGCCUCGCUGGCCUGUCACUCGCCUCGGCCACGCCCACCAUGCCCAGUGAACUGCACACAGGUGUGCCUACUGUACCCUUGCUACCCACCCAAGUCGGCCCCUCCCUGGCCUCUGUGCCAGGGGUGAACCCUGCCACUACGCUACCAGGCCUCAUGCCAUUACCUGCAGGCCUGCCGCCCCUUCCAAACCUCCCGAACCUGCCCAACCUGAACAUACCGCUACCUGACCUGAGUGGCGUCUCAUUACCGGGCCUCAGUGGCCUCCCUCCAGUCGGCGGUUUCCCCCCACUUGCCGCCCUAGCCCCUCUCCCCCCUCUUAACCUCCCUGGCAUGGCCCCCCUCCCUAUGCCCACCAUGUUACCCACCUCCCUGUCCUCCACGUUACCAACCAUGCCUGCUGUCGGCCUGCCGCCCGCCGUCAUCCUGGACGCCACCCCGGCACCCAGCGCGGCGCCAGAGGUUACCAUGACGACGGAGGCCGCGGCUCCGGCUGCCCCCGCGCCCGUCGUCACGGAGACGGCAGUCGCCGCGGCUACGACAGAAGACGCCCCACCCGCCGCAGAGUCAUCAUAACAAAGUGCUGUUUUUGUUUUGUUCGUUGGUUUCACUAUUCCAUGAUAUUUUUUUUUUUGCGGUUAUGCGCACAUACUCUCUCUCUCUCUCUCUCUCUCACUCUGUCUAUCUCUCUCUCUCACUCUGUCCAUCUCUCUCUCUCUCUCACUCUGUCUCUCUCUCUCUCACUCUGUCUCUCUCACUCUCUCACUCUCUCUCUCUCUAUCUCUCUCUCUCUCUCUCUCUCUCUCUCUCUUGCAAUUUCUCCUUGUUACACUCUCUCAAUUGUAUUUAUUUGGCCCUGGAAAAGUAGUGGGCUCCAGACACACACGGAGAGAGAGACUAGCCCCGCCUGCUGGACGCAGGGCCCACUCUCUGAAGGACGCAGAGAUGAGGUGAAGGAUUCAUGAAUGGACAGCAUAAUGAGUGUACGAAAAGCAGGAACUGGACAAAAAAAAACAAACAAAAAGACUACCAUGCAGAUAAAUGUAAAACGGCCCCCUCAUAAGUGACCUGCAUAGCCUUGAUUUCUCUCUUCUUUACUGUGCGCCUCGCCUCCACCACAUAUUUCAUAUUUCUGUUCUGCCAUUUAUGUUUUGGUUUAUGUUUCUUUCUUUUUUUUUUUUUUUAAUUGCUUUGGAAUCGAUAAAUAAUUUUCUCUAUGUAUUUUUAGUUAUGCCUCGUGAUUGUAUUUUAUUUCCCCCCCUUCUUAUCUCAGAGAAUCAUUAUAUUGCAUUUUUGCACCAUUUUUUUUUUUGCUUAAUUCAUUUGGGUCUGAUUUUUUUUUCUUUUUUUUUUUUUUCUAUAAUUAUCCCCCCUCGUGUACAGUCCCAUCAUGGCGCUCCACUCCCUCCGUUCAGUCGUGGGUACUCGGAGUGGUCACUCGAUAAUUCCACGGGGACUUGGGGUCACCUGCUGACGGGCAGCGGGAUCGUCGGGGCGGGUUGCCGGGGGGCUGGGCUGGGCUGUGUGAGGAGGAGGCGCCGUGGGUUCAAAGGGAGAGGUGUCAAAAACGAUGGUUCUUUUCCCCCCCGUACACACGAGCAAUAAACUACACCGGAUUUUACACUAAACCGACUGCCCUCUGUUUUGAAUGGUGGUGUGCUAAUUAGUCGAGAUCGAUCGAUUGAGAUCAGAAGUUGUUAAGAGAAGACUUGAUGUUGACAGUGGUCAAAAACAAAGCAUGGGUUUUCUCAAACUUCACGGUCACUGCACAAGGUUUUUUCCGAAAGAAGUUUAAUCAACUCAAAUAGAAGGUAGUGUGUACAGAAUGUGCACAGGUGGCCUCUCUUCCAUAAAAUCACACACAGCAGGAUGUAAUGGCCUUUUGUGAGGACAUUAAGUAAAGGAUACAACAACACCCGAAAAUACAUAGUACACAAGACCUACAUCUUCAGGGAUGUGAGAUCUAGCAAUGCCUGGUCAGAAAUCUGGAGGUGUUUCGAUCGGUUUGAAAAUCUUUGGUAAGUGACCAAAUGGACAUUUUCACAAGAGCAAGGAGGAUGCAACAAACAAUAAAAUGACCAUGAACUAUACAA
Messenger RNA from Sardina pilchardus (European sardine), 2950 nucleotides. RefSeq names its product golgi reassembly stacking protein 2 (gene gorasp2). The record is from RefSeq and is a predicted model, not a curated record. Lineage: Eukaryota; Metazoa; Chordata; Actinopteri; Clupeiformes; Clupeidae. Gene Ontology annotation, cellular component: Golgi apparatus. Gene Ontology annotation, molecular function: protein binding. The transcript has 10 exons. Bases 99 to 1433 code for a protein of 444 amino acids. Gene Ontology annotation, biological process: Golgi organization.